UGGGUUCACACAGGUGUCAGAGUUGGACAGUGACCUUCUCCGUGCAGCACAAGGCACUGAUAUUCGAGAGAUGGCAGGUGGAGCUUUCGCUGGCUGGUGGGCCAAGAUGAGCCCAUAUUACACCAAGGCCUACCAGGAGAUGUGGGUUGGUGUUGGAAUUAUGACCUACCUGUACUACAAAGUAUCCUAUGGAGGAAAGAAAGCAGUGAAGCAGAAGCCUGCGCAUUGAUCGAACAACUAGACCAAGCUGUCACUUCCCCCUUUCUUUCCUGUAAAUGGAUCCAUAGUUCAUACAUACACACCAAGAUCUUUAUCUGUGACCCUGUGGGACUAAUAAAGUGAUCUGUUUUGAUCACCCAAUGGACAAUAUCUUUGGAGUCUUCUUAUACUGGCUUAGAGAUGUACUCAAUAAAUUCAGAGCACCAUUUUUAGGAGACAAUGAAGUCUUUGCAUUGACAAGUUCUGUUAAGAGACAUUUGUCAGUUGACAUUGUAUUCGUCUGUCAGUGAAACUGAAAAAAUGUGGAUAUGAUGAUGCAUACUCUGCUUAAUAAAAUUUGAACUCCAUUGUGUUUAGUA
This is a messenger RNA of Chanos chanos (milkfish), 578 nucleotides long. RefSeq names its product ATP synthase membrane subunit j (gene atp5mj). Gene Ontology annotation, cellular component: mitochondrion. The transcript has 4 exons. The record is from RefSeq and is a predicted model, not a curated record. Bases 71 to 229 code for a protein of 52 amino acids. Lineage: Eukaryota; Metazoa; Chordata; Actinopteri; Gonorynchiformes; Chanidae.